UCUCGACCCCAGUGACACAUGCUCAAGGGGGUCCUAAAGCUGUGGUGUCUGUAAUACCUGAUACACACGUAUACAAAGGUGAGCAUGUUACUCUCAAAUGUGACGUUGAUGGAGGAGGAGGAAGAGGAGGACAAGACACUCAGUGGAUUUACAGCUGGUAUAAGAAUAAUAGCAAAGUUUUCCCAAAUAGAAAGUACAGUACUGACAGCACACUGCAUGAGUUCAGAAUCAGUCCUGUUACAGACUCUGACAGUGGAGGAUACAACUGCAGAGCACGGAAACGUGACCUUCUGAGCUCAGAGAUCAGCGAAACCGUUACAUUGAUUGUGUCAGCAAAACCCCAACCGACUGUCCGAGUGAAUCCUCACAGCUCCGUCUACAUAGGAGACACCGUCACUCUGAGUUGUGAGCUGCAGCGGAUGACUGGAUUUACAUUCUCCUGGUACAAAUAUAAGCCUUCAGGAAAGCUGAGUGCUAUACCCAGCACCACCCGCAUGCUGAACGUGACCGUCUUCAAUCUGGGAAAGAUCGUGUACAAGUGUAGCGCAUGCAGGCCAAACACCUGGGGAGACUUCUACACAGAGUACAGUGAUCCAGUCCAGAUUACAGCAAGUAAGAGACCAAAGGCAGUACUGAGUGUAUCUCCACAGAACUGGCUGACUGAAGGAGACUCAGUGACUCUAAGCUGUGAGGUUACAGACUCCUCUACAGACUGGACAUUCAGCUGGUACACAGUUGUUCCCUACAGAGACGGAUUAACUCAAAUAAUAAUGAAUCAUGACUACUUCAUAUAUGUGGAGCUUCUCUCAGACAGCAGCAGAGGAUCUGGAGGCAACUACACUCUCAGUCCUUCUGCUCUUCAUCACACAGGAGUUUAUGUGUGUAGAGGAGAGAGAGGAGAAACAGUCUUUCAUACAAAGUACAGCAAUCAACAGCCUCUAUGGAUCUCUGGUGAAUCUCCUCCGGUGUCUCUGAAUAUCAGUCCCAGCAGAACUCAACACUUUUUGCAUGACUCUCUCUCACUGAGCUGUGAGGACCAGAGAAACUCUACUGGAUGGACAGUGAGACGAUAUGCACCCAAUAAAAAAUUGUUAAAUUGUUCACAGUGGGGAUCAGUUACAGGAUCUACAUGUAACAUCAGCUUCCUCUCCACAUCCUACACUGGAGUUUACUGGUGUGAGUCUGAAUCUGGAGAAAACAGUAAUCCUGUCAACAUCACAGUUCAUGAAGGUGAUGUGAUCCUGGAGAUUCCUGUCCAUCCUGUGACUGAGGGACAUCCUCUGACUCUACACUGUUUAUAUCGUAACACAAAUCCCUCAAACCUCCGAGCUGAUUUCUAUAAAGAUGGAUCAGUCGUCCAGAACCAGACUACAGGAGAGAUGAUCAUCCAUAAAGUCUCAAAGUCAGAUGAAGGUUUCUACCACUGUAAACACCCAGAGAGAGGCGAGUCACCGAGAAGCUGGAUCUCAGUCAGACUUGCAAGUUCAACAUCUCGUGGUGGAACACUAGACUUGGCUAAGCUUGGACUGACCCUGGGCUUAUUUUUUAUUGUUUUGCUGAUCAUAAUGAUCCUGCUGUGUUGCUACAAAAUCAAAAAAGAAAAGCAGCAGAAAAACAAUCAGGCAUCGGAGCAGAAUCAGAGCCAGUCAGAAGCUGAAAACUCUCAGUCAGGACAAACACCACUUCAGGGUGGUCAGUGUCAGGAUCGGAACUCAAACCAGGGAAAUGAACACAUGUUUGCACCUGUGGAUCAGGCAGAUACGAGUGAAACAGGUGUAGCUGAAGCCCUGACCAGAGAAGCCACUUACGCUCAGGGCACGAACAAAAAGAAGGCAAACAGGCCCAAUGGUGCUGAUGAGGAACCCGGCGUUAUUGAUGUGACUUACGCUAAACUCAACCUGAAACCGAUGAAACCACCACAAAGAGUAUUUAGUGCAAAAGGCACGACCAAUGCGUGUUCUGAUGUUGUAUACAUGAAGCUGAAGAAGAAGAAGAACACAGAGGGAAACAUUGAACAUGAAAACUAAAUUAAGAAGGUGACUGCUUUACUGUGAACGCUCUGGGUUACUGAUCACAAAGUUGGGGGUUCAAGCCACAGCACUGCCCAUCUGCCCAUGUGCAAGGCCCUAAACUGUCUCUAUCUGGGGUCUUGUACUUUGGAUGACCCUGUGUCCUGAUCUCAACUUCAUAACAUGCUUAUAUACGCAAAGAAACUAAUUUCACGGUGUUGUAAUGUAUACAUCUGGCAAAUUAAGGCUUCUUUUUGAAAAUCCCACAUUUUGAAAUAGUAAUAUUCUAAUAUUUUGACCAUUGUGACUACCAGUUAUAGAGGUGUACUGUCUUCUCAUAUUGUUCAAAAUUUCAAGUUGGAUUGUGUUUCACAUUUAAAAUGAAGUCACCAGGAAGCUAAUGCUGACAUAAAUGUAAAAUUUCAUUUAAAAUUUCCAGUAAAAUACAACCCCAAUUCCAAAAGAGUUAGACCAAUGUUACUAGAAACAAUGCAAUAACUUGCAAAUCUAAUAAAUCCAUUCAUCCAUCCAUCCUAAAGCAUCACAUCUUCUGUCUGUAUACACCUGGGAACUGAGGAGACCAGUUGCUGAAGUUUUGGGAAAGAAAUUUUGUUCCAUAUGUGUCUGAUACAGGAUUCUAGCUGCUGAACACUUCUUCGUUUCCUUGGUUGUAUUUUUCAUUUUUUAAUG
Messenger RNA from Silurus meridionalis, 2699 nucleotides. RefSeq names its product Fc receptor-like protein 5. The record is from RefSeq and is a predicted model, not a curated record. The transcript has 13 exons. Gene Ontology annotation, molecular function: transmembrane signaling receptor activity. The coding region runs from base 420 to 2027 and encodes 535 amino acids. Gene Ontology annotation, biological process: cell surface receptor signaling pathway. Lineage: Eukaryota; Metazoa; Chordata; Actinopteri; Siluriformes; Siluridae.